UCUUAUCAACGACGAUACUAACAACAAUCAAUCCCAGCGACCACCAGAUAAAUCGCCAAGAUGGUACGUUUGAUCUCAUUCUGUUGUUGAAUUGUUGAGGGCGCUUCAAGUUCGAUGGGGGACAUUGCUUGGGAUUGUUGGAAAGGCAAGAAGAAGAAUUUGGAACUUCGAGAGAAAAUAUGCGACAAUCCGAUGGAAAAUGAUUAAUGGAGGGAAAUAUGGCUUCCGGCGCAUAAUGAACUAUCCUCGAGCUGCCGAAUGAACCCAUCGUCAAUAUAAUUUCUGCGACAUGACGACUUUGCAGGCAAUUUCUAACACAUCGGAUGAUGGUCAGCAUUGUGGAGUGGGGGGGAACCAUAUGGAGAAGCGCUUCAGGAGGAUGAUUUUAACUGGAUUAAUCGAGACUGACACUUUCCCUUUCUCGCAGGUCAACGUCCCAAAGACCAGACGCACUUACUGCAAAGGCAAGGAUUGCCGAAAGCACACCCAACACAAGGUCACUCAAUACAAGGCUGGAAAGGUACAAUACUCGAUCAGCAUCUCGAAGAUUUAUCAAAAUUAAUAUCUUGGAUUAGGCUUCGUUGUUCGCUCAAGGAAAGCGUCGUUAUGAUCGAAAACAAUCCGGUUAUGGUGGUCAGACAAAACCCGUUUUCCACAAGAAGGCAAAGACCACAAAGAAGGUUGUUUUGAGAUUGGAAUGUACAUCCUGCAAGACGAAGGCACAGUUGGCAUUGAAGCGUUGCAAGCACUUCGAGCUUGGGUACGAAUUCCCAAUACUUAUUCUCGUGCAACAAGUGCGCAAUACACCUGAACACGCAGCUAACAAUUUAAUAGUGGUGACAAGAAGACCAAGGGUGCUGCAUUGGUAUUCUAGAUUUGUGCAUGCUAUGGCGAUUCUGUUUUCAUCGGGGACAAAUGGAUGGGUCGACGGAUUUUGCGAGGAACAUACACAAAUACUCAAAUGGUUGAGUGAUGAGGCGUGGGAGAAAACGAUGUGGUUGUACUCCUUGUACCUCAUCCUAAGUUACCAAAUGAAACAUAGCAAAGUCUGCUGAUGACAUACCAUACUGGAGGUUUUUAUGUGAUAAUGCUUGAAGAUAUCUGCAGUAGCUUACAUAUUCGUGAUUGGGAUAUGGUGUGGAAGUGGACAAUGAGAAAUGUAUCACAAUUAAUUUUCUUUUCCAUGUAUCAUGC
This is a messenger RNA of Sclerotinia trifoliorum, 1194 nucleotides long. NCBI's taxonomy places the organism in Eukaryota, Fungi, Ascomycota, Leotiomycetes, Helotiales, Sclerotiniaceae. The record is from the annotation of a GenBank genome assembly.